Molecule: messenger RNA, 2544 nt
Organism: Amoebophrya sp. A120
Lineage: Eukaryota; Dinophyceae; Syndiniales; Amoebophryaceae
Source: the annotation of a GenBank genome assembly
CGUUUUGCUUCGUAUGCCUUUUACACUCACAUGAGGUAGAACCUGUGUGUCGAUGCAGCUGGCCCGCAAGCAGCAAAGCAAUGGUAGAGCAGCGACAUUCUGAUAAAAAGACUACCCCCUCCUUCUAAUAAAAAGAUGUACCGCCCCUUGCCGAACCGGUUGCCCUGUUGGGCGAACCAGGAGGAUACCGACGAAUACAGCCAACUCGCCCAUUCUGUGUACCAGAACACCAUCCUCGAAUCUGCCCGGCUGAAGGCGCUCGAGACGGGACGGAAGUUCACGCUGAGCGGCAAGACGAAAAACGCCGCGGACAAACCUUACGAGGUGCCGUGGAAGCACGUCCCCAACAUCGACACGGCGCCCCCCUUAUCACAUGCAAAUCGGUCUGGUUUUGUUCUGGAAAGAACUUGUGAUGCUACAAUGGGAGUGGCAAGCAGGAGACCUGAGUAGACAGACAGCAACGCAUGAUAAAUUUUCUCGCUGCUAUGCGAAUGCGUGGGUUCGUUGCGGCCUGCUUCGGCGCAUGAGAAAUUGCGAUUGGGCAUAUAACAAAAAAGCCACCCCUGCUGGAGUUUAUUGCGCCUUAUGCAUGUGACAGAAUCUAGUUCUAGAUCUACACAGCUGCUAGCCGAGCAUGAUCUUAAGGUGUCAUUCUUUCUCCAGAAGACCCAGAUCGAUAUUUGCGAUUGCAUACCCCUCUUCUGUCGGUUCGGAUCAAGUGAAAUACGAGAAGAAAAAGGAGAAGAAGCAGAAAAGAGACUUGAAAAACCGGUUGAAAACGCAGAUUGAAUACCAGGCGAAAGUGGACGAAAACCGGAAGAAGCCGCCCGUAAAACUCGACUACGCGCCGAAAUUCGCGAGCGGGGGGAUUGUGUAUGGCGGGGAUGAGAAGUCGAGGAUUAAGGAAAACGACCCGCGGAUGAUUUUCAAACUUCCGGUUUCCGAGCAAAACAGGAUAAAGGAAUUGGCAAAAACAACUUCUUCCUCAACUGCUGGAGCGAAAACAGGUACUAGAGCAGAAACGCAGCAAGAACAGCUCGACAUCAAGACCAAGUCCGAUGUUCUGAUAGCAGAUGAAGUGAAGAAGAAGUCUUUCGGGGACUGUUUUCAAGCGGGCAAACGAAACGACUCCAUCCAGCCGCCGAUACCGAAACGUGUGGUUGACCCGAACAAGGAGCCCACGGCGCUGGAGAAGAUCGAGAAGCUGCUCGACCCCCAGCUGUCCACAUACCAAGCCAUGUCCGUGCCGCAGGGUUCCCGAAUUUUGACGAAAGACAGCAACCGGCCCUUCGUCAUGGUCGCGUCAAAAGUGCGGACGCACGAAGCGAAGAACGGGAAGUUAACCGUGAAGCCGCACACGAACUACGGCAGAAGGCCGGAUGCGCCGUUUGACAUCGACGGCUACCCGAUGGGCGCGAUCGGGGCGGAAACCGAGUUCGAGCGGCGGGACCGGCAGAAGUUAGAGUACGCGAAGCAGUGGGAGGAGCGGGUCGAGCGGAAGAAGAAGGGCAAGCAGGUGAUUUUGCCGGUCUACGCAAACAAGACGCAGGCGAAACGAUAUAAGGACAAGUUGGUUUCGACCUACGGGCUGAUGUCGGCGGGGAAAGAAGAGUGGAUGGCAGAAAGGGAAAAGAACUUCGAGUAUGCGAAGAAAACAAACGAAUACAACACGGACAAAGGGAAUACAGGUAUAGAUAGUAAAAGCAGCAGGGGGGUAGAUGAUGAUGCUUCUUUUACAUUGCAACAUUUGUGGUCUUAGCUUGUGAUGCGUGCAGCUUUUACUCUGUUUUCUGUGAAAGAGCAUAUGCAAAAAAAAUGCAUACUACCUACGACCGUAUCUGAUUAUCAAUACCAUCUACUAAAGGCACCUACUACUUCGGGCAGGAAAUGCAGCCAGAGGACUUUGUCGAGCUGAACCGUGGCGUAAAGCGAACCGAACUUUCCGAAAAAGGCUACAAGGGGGAAUACGACUGGAGCGACUUGCUGUAUCAUUGAAAUUCACUAUGCCUGAAAUUGAAUCAUUUUGCUUUAUACUCGGGGAAGAGUCUGGGGGAAACAAAGCUGUGAGGCGUGAAGCACUGUCUUUUCUCCCCACACAUCCUAAAGUUGAUGAUUUUGCUUUAUACUGUUUUUGAUCUGCAUCAUCUUCAUCGGCCUUCUUUAUGCGCGACCGUGUCGUGAUUCGUUGUACAAAGAGAAUUCGAAGAUGUUCAUAUUGUCGAAAAAUCGCAGGUAUAAGAUCGAUCCGACAGAAACACCCUUGUCCUACAUUCCGGAGCGCGUGGAGGGCGUGGUGACCGCGCCGGAGAGCUACAAAGAUCGGGAUAAAGGAAGAAGUAAGUAUGGCGAGCAGGACUGUAUAGUGAAAAGGACCGCACUUUAGAAGUGAGUUGCUCUCGUCCUGCAACUUUUCGGACCUAUACCAUAAUGAAAAUAGCUGCGCACAAACAAGUACGAGCGUGUAGGUACAUUAGUCGCGGCUUUGAGGCUCCACCUCGAGGGGCACUUGCUCUUGGCCGAAAAGAAGAAUGCAAGGAGCUACAG